Molecule: messenger RNA, 1857 nt
Organism: Pipistrellus nathusii (Nathusius's pipistrelle)
Lineage: Eukaryota; Metazoa; Chordata; Mammalia; Chiroptera; Vespertilionidae
Source: the annotation of a GenBank genome assembly
AUGCUGGAAGUGUUUGCACUGGUCUCAUCUGCAGGUUGCUGGCAUAAAACGGAUGAUGAGGAGGUCUGUCCUGAGCAGAGUGUAUCUAUUCAAGAAGAAUCACUGGUCAGGGCUUCUACGAGAGCUCCAGCAACCCAGAGGACCCAUCUGUGUAAGCGGUGUGUGUCAGUAUUAAAGUAUAUUCUGCACCUGACUGAGUCACAAGCAGCAGACUUUGAGCAAAAAGGCUUCUUCCGCGAUGCACGUGUGAGAGACUUCUCUUUCAGUGAAAACCCUGCCCAGCAACAGAGCGAAGCCAGUGGAGAGAAGCCCUGGAAAACAGCUGUGGACGGGGCCUCGUUUGUGACCAACUUCAGCUUCUACUUAUCAGGGCUGCCUUCAACCAGUGGGCAGUUUGGGGAAGACUUCCCACCCAUCUCAGACCUUCUCCGGCACCAGGCCCCUCUCAUCACUGAGGAGCCACACAGUGGCAGUGAGAUUUCACAGGAAUAUCUUGGUGGAAAAAGUCUUCAGCAGACUCGUAACUGUGAAAAAUGUGGUAGCCACAACCAUAAAGUUGUUCAGUAUCAGGGUGCCUGCUCUGGAGAAGUGAACUAUGGAAGUAACAAAUGUGGGCAAGAUUUUACAGGAAGCUUUAACCUCAUUCAAUCUGGAAGAAUUCACACUAGAGAAAAGCCCUAUGAGUGUACUGUUUGUGGGAAGUCCUACAAGCAAAGGUCUCACCUCACUGAACACUACCGUGUUCACACUGGAGAAAAGCCCUACGAGUGUACUGAUUGUGGGAAAUCUUUUAGGAACAAUAAUGUGCUCCUUAACCAUAAGAAAGUUCACACUGGAGAAAAGCCAUAUCAGUGUUGUGAUUGUGGAAAGUCCUUCAGGCAAAGGUCUCAACUGACUGUACACCACCGUGUUCACACUGGAGAAAAACCCUAUGAGUGUACUGAUUGUGGAAAAUCUUUUAGGAACAAUAGCAACCUCCUUAACCACAAGAGAGUUCACACUGGAGAAAAGCCAUAUCAGUGUUGUGAUUGUGGAAAAUCCUUCAGGCAAAGCUCUCAACUCACUGAACACCACCGUGUUCACACUGGAGAAAAACCCUAUGAGUGUACUGAUUGUGGAAAAUGUUUUAGCAGCAAUAUUAACCUCCUUAACCAUAAGAGGGUUCACACUGGAGAAAAACCCUAUGCGUGUACUAAUUGUGGGAAAUCUUUUAGGAUCAGUAAUUCUCUCCUUAACCAUAAGAGAGUUCACACGGGAGAAAAACCUUUUGAAUGUAGUGAUUGUGGGAAGUUGUUUAGACUAAAAGGGAACCUCACUAAACACUACAGAGUUCAUACUGGAGAAAAGCCGUAUGAGUGUAGUGAUUGUGGAAAGUCAUUCCAGCAAAGGAAUUCACUUAUUCUGCACCACAGAUUUCACACAGGUGAAAAACCUUAUGAGUGUAGUGAAUGUGGGAAAACAUUUAGGACCAAUAAUCACCACAUUAUCCACAAGAGAGUUCACAGUGAAGCAAAACCCUAUGAGUGUAUUGAUGGUGGGAAGUCUUUUAGCUACAGUAUUAACCUCCUUGACCACAAGAGAGUUCACACUGGAGAAAAACCAUAUGAGUGUACUGAUUGUGGGAAGUCGUUCAGGAAAAGCUGUCACCUCUCUGAACAUAAGAAAAUUCACACUGGCGAGAAACCUUUUGAAUGUAGUGAUUGUGGGAAGUUCUUUAGGCAAAAGUCUACCCUCACUCAACAUCUCAGAGUUCACACGGGAGAAAAGCCAUAUGCAUGUAGUAAAUGUGGGAAAUGUUUUAGCUGCAAACUUAGCCUUGUCAGACAUAGGAGAGUUCACACUGACGAAAAGCCUUAA